UCUGGAAGGAUGGGGGAGGGGAGGGAGGAAGCACAUGGGCUUUGCCUCUCUCAGAAGGACAAAGUUUUGUUGGUUCAAGCAAAGUAGUGGAAGUUUCUGAAGUCAUGCAGGAAGUUGCUGGGACAGAACACUGAGGAGCUUUGCAUCACUUUGUCUUCCCUGUUGAGCACCAUCUGAGCUGUCAAACUUUGCUGCCAAGGGGGCUGAAUCAACUUGCAGCACGAAAUGAGUGGGGAGGUAGCGAGCUUCUGUGACACAGAUUUGCAAUGCCUGUUCCCAAGGUUUCCUGGGCUGAGGAGACUUUGUAAUUGGUUAAGAGCAGACAGACUUUUUGGCCAAUCAAACUCAGAGCCGAGGUGGGGGAUCUGCUUUUCCUACCCGCCUCUUCUCCUCCAGCUCCCCAGCUCCACUCACAUUUAACUCCCCUUCCCCCUACCCACCCCCGCCAUUUGGUGACUAAGAACUGCUGCAGGCAGGCAAACCUCGGAGCAGGUUUUAAGAGGCUGGAAGGAGCCAUAAGAGAUUUCAGCUGCUGCAUUCCAAGCCCUGGAUCUACCUUGGAGACAGGACAGCACAGAGUUACUCUCCAGGAAGGGACUUCUGGGUCAUGGGGCUCAAGACACCCCCACAGCUCCCUGGGAAAUGGCAAGUGCUGUGCAUGUUGUCCUUGUGCUGCUGGGGCUGGGUGUCUGGGCAGCUUCGCUACACAGUGGUGGAAGAGUCUGAGCCGGGGACGCUGGUGGGGAAUGUUGCUCAGGAUCUGGGCUUAAAGGUGACAGAUCUGCUGAGCCGCCAUCUGAGGUUGGGCUCUGAGGAGAAUGGGCGUUAUUUUUCCCUGAGCUUAAUGAGUGGUGCUCUGGCAGUGAAUCAAAAGAUUGACCGAGAGAGCCUUUGUGGAGCCAGCACCAGCUGCCUGCUGCCAGUGCAGGUGGUGACUGAACACCCUCUGGAGCUCAUUCGUGUUGAGGUAGAGAUCCUGGAUCUCAAUGACAACUCUCCAAGCUUUGCCACUUCUGAGCGAGAUAUGCGCAUCUCAGAAUCAGCAGCACCUGGGGCAAGAUUCCCACUGGAUAGUGCCCAGGAUCCAGAUGUGGGCACCAAUACUGUGAGUUUUUACACUCUAAGCCCCAGCAACCACUUUUCUUUGAAUGUGAAAACCCUAAAAGAUGGGAAGCUAUUCCCAGAGCUGGUGCUAGAGCAGCAGCUGGAUCGUGAAACUCAGGCAAAACAUCAGCUGGUGCUCACUGCUAUGGAUGGGGGUACCCCAGCCCGCUCAGGAACCAGCCUUAUCUCCAUCAUCGUGUUGGACAUCAACGAUAAUUCUCCAACUUUCCAGUCCUCAGUUCUACGUGUGGGACUCCCGGAAAAUGCACCCAUAGGCACACUGCUGCUCCACCUCAAUGCCACUGAUCCAGACGAGGGCACCAAUGGCCAACUUGACUAUUCUUUUGGAGACCAUACAUCUGAGGCAGUGAGGAAUCUCUUUGGCUUGGACCCUAGCAGUGGAGCAAUCCAUGUGUUGGGUCUGAUAGACUUUGAAGAGUCCAGUUUCUAUGAAAUUCAUGCAAGAGCCAGAGAUCAAGGACAGCCAGCCAUGGAGGGCCACUGUGUGAUUCAAGUGGACAUAGGGGAUGCCAAUGACAAUGCUCCUGAGGUGCUACUGGCCUCUUUAGUCAACCCUGUUCUGGAGAGCACACCAGUAGGCACAGUAGUGGGGUUGUUUAACGUGCGGGACCGAGACUCAGGCAGAAAUAGUGAGGUGAGCCUGCUUAUCUUGCCAGAACGGCCAUUUCAAAUCAAGCCUUCUGAGAACCACUACUCACUGCUAACCAGCCAGCCCUUGGACCGAGAGGCCACAUCCCACUAUAUCAUUGAGCUGCUGGCCAGCGACGCUGGCUCCCCUCCCCUGCACACAUCUCUCACCAUCAGGCUCAACAUUUCAGAUGUUAACGACAACGCACCCCACUUCACCCAGCAGCUCUACACUGCUUACAUCCCAGAAAACCGGCCUCCAGGCUCCCUUCUUUGCACUGUGGCUGCCUCAGAUCCAGACGCUGGGGAUAAUGCCCACCUCACCUACUCUAUUGUGGGGAGUCAAAUUCAGGGGGCCCCAGCCUCCUCCUUUGUGUAUGUCAACCCCAAGGAUGGAAGGGUGUUUGCCCAGCGUACUUUUGACUAUGAGUUGCUGCAGAUGCUGCAGAUUGUGGUGGGCGUUCAAGACUCUGGCUCUCCCCCGCUAUACGCUAACACUUCUCUACAUGUGUUUGUCCUUGACCAGAAUGAUAACGCCCCAGCUGUGCUGCACCCACGGCCAGGCAGGGAAUUCUCAACCCCUCAGCGUCUCCCUCGCUCUGCUCCACCUGGCUCUUUGGUCACCAAGGUGACAGCCGUGGAUGCCGAUGCAGGCCACAAUGCAUGGCUUUCUUAUUCCCUUUUGCCACAGUCUACAGCCCCAGGACUGUUUCUCGUGUCUGCACACACUGGUGAGGUGCGCACAGCCCGGGGCUUACUGGAGGAUGACUCUGACACCCAGCAGGUGGUGGUCCUGGUGAGGGACAAUGGUGACCCUUCACUGUCCUCUACAGCCACAGUGCUGCUUGUUCUGGAGGAUGAGGACCCUGAAGAAACGCCCAAAUCCAGCGACUUCCUCACGCACCCUCCGACGCGGUCAGGCCUUACUCUUUACCUCAUUGUGGCUCUAGCAACCAUCAGUCUCUUAUCCUUAGUCACCUUCACCUUUCUGUCAGCUAAGUGUCUUCGGGGACGCGCAGAUGGGGACGGGGGCGGGGGCCGGUGCUGCAGGCGCCAGGAGUCCCCUUCCCGGGAAUUCUAUAAGCAGUCCAGCCCCAACCUGCAGGUGAGCUCUGACGGCACGCUCAAGUACAUGGAGGUGACGCUGCGGCCCACGGACUCUCAGAGCCAUUGCUACAGGACGUGCUUUUCCCCGGCCUCCGAUGGCAGUGACUUCACUUUCCUCAGGCCUCUCAGCGUACAGCAGCCCUCGGCUCUGGCGCUGGAGCCUGAGGUCUUUCGUUCCCGCGCGAAUACGCUGCGGGAGCGGGAGCGGAGCCAGCAAGCCCCGCCCAACACGGACUGGCGUUUCUCUCAGGCCCAGAGACCAGGCACCAGCGGCUCCCAAAACGGCGAUGAAACUGGCACCUGGCCCAACAACCAGUUCGACACAGAGAUGCUGCAGGCCAUGAUCCUGGCCUCCGCCAGUGAAGCUGCUGAUGGGAGCUCCACCCUGGGAGGAGGAGCUGGCACCAUGGGCUUGAGUGCCCGCUAUGGACCCCAGUUCACCCUGCAGCACGUGCCCGACUACCGCCAGAAUGUAUACAUCCCCGGCAGCAAUGCCACACUGACCAAUGCAGCUGGCAAGCGGGAUGGCAAAGCCCCAGCAGGUGGCAAUGGCAACAAGAAGAAGUCUGGGAAGAAGGAAAAGAAGUAAUGUGGAGGCCAGGCCUAGAGCCACAGAGCAGCCUCUCUCCCCAACCAGCUUCUCCUUACCUGUACCCAGACCUCAGAAUUCCAGGGCUCACCCCCAGGAUUCUGGUAGGGGCCAAGGCCAUGCUCCCCUUGAGAAACAGAAACAAGUGCCCAGUCAACACCCCCCCCUUGCCCCCAGGGGGUUGAAUAUGCAAAGGGAGUUCUGCUGGGAACCCCCAUCCAAUCAAUUGCUGUACCCAAGGGGGUGGUGCGGUUAGUGUAGACACCAAGAACCAUUGUCACACCCCCUUUAGUUACAGCUGAACUCCUUCAUCUUCCAAACAAUCAGGCCCAUCCAUCCCCUGGCUCCCUGCUCCCCCACCCCACCCCUCUCCUUCAGAGUUCCCCUCUUGAGUAAGGUGGUUGGGGUGUUGAGGUACCAGGUGAUCUAAAAAGGCUCUUAGUUCUGAAGAGUUGGAAGGGCACCAUGACCUCUUGGGCUUCCCUUCAGUUCUCAAUCUUACCCCAAAGCAUGCUUUGGUGCCAAUCCUUUCACCCCCUUCUAGAGCCUGUGACCAGUGCUCAAAUAUGGGAGACAUGGUCACCAUCCAUCCCCAUGGUACUGACGCUUGCUGGAUUUGGGGAGAGGAUUUUGCCACCAAGCCUCUUCCCAACGCCCUGGGGACCAAUCUUUUGUUUUGUUUUUCAUUGUUUGAUGUUCCCACUGCAUGCUGUGAUUUCUCUCUCUACCCCUCCUCAAACAAGAGACUCCAUUGCAUGUUCUGAGAUGGUAGGGGGUGGUAAGAUACAGAAGGGAAGUGUGUGAGUGUAUGUCCGCGCGCGCACGUGUGUGUAUGGAUGGGGGAGGAUGGACAAAUCUUGGCCCAUCAGUUAGUUAACAGAGUCUUGCAGGAGCCUCUGUAUGUCCCCAGGGUGCUGGCCAGAUCCUCAGAUUCCAGCCACAAAACAAACAGUAGGUUGGACCUUCACCACACACAUACAUAUAGGCUUCAGCCUAGGCAGCCAGCUUUGGGUUGAGCUACCAGGACCAAUGGGUUUAAAACUGGCAUUUCAGUCCAAGGAAGCUUUGAGCAGGGUUUAGGAGCAGGCCCUCUAGAGAGGUCAAAAGGGCUGGCCUCUGUCCAUGCUGGGUACUCCAGAGGUGCCACAGGUAGAAGGAUUGAGAAGCCCCAGCAGGAAAGGAGGCCCAGCUAGGCCAUUCUUGGUCCUUGGGUUAGGAGGCAAGGAGCUAGCGCAGGAAUCAAGUGGGCAGAAAGUCUCAGCCUAUGAUGGGGCUUCUCCACAGAGUCCCUGCACUCCUCAAGCCUCGGCCGUUCACCUUGCCAGGUGCCAUUUCUUCUCUGUGAAGGCCACUGCCCAGGCCCCCAAUCCGCCCCCUAGUGGCCAGAGCCUGGUUAAAGUCCCCCAGUGCCUCCUUGUGCAUAGACCUUCCUCUGUCCACCCCUUCUGAUCCUGCGGUCGUUUCUUCAGCGGGGUUGCAGGAGAACGCCACCCCAGCCCUUCCAGUAGUGUAGAGCCCCCUCCCUUGGCUGGUGUAGAGUAGCCAAUAGUGUAGUGCGGUGUGCUUUUACGUGAUGGCGAGUGGGCAGCGGGGGCAGGCUGGAAGUAGCCGUCUGUCCUUGAAUCUGCUGCCUGCAGCGGCCCGUGCUGUAUUUUGUGUUGUGUCCACGCGCUGCGGCGACCCCCUCCAGGAUACUGACCCCUUCUAUAAGCGCUUCUCUUGGCAUAGUCACGUAGCUCCCACCCACCCCCUUCCUGUAUCUCACGCAAGUUUUAUACUCUAAUAUUUAUAUGGCUUUUUUUCUUCGAAAAAUUAAUAAAAAGGUUUCUUCUGAAAGGUU
Heterocephalus glaber (naked mole-rat) is the source of this 5288-nucleotide messenger RNA. Its product is annotated as protocadherin gamma-C4. Gene Ontology annotation, molecular function: calcium ion binding. Gene Ontology annotation, biological process: homophilic cell-cell adhesion. Gene Ontology annotation, cellular component: plasma membrane. The record is from RefSeq and is a predicted model, not a curated record. NCBI's taxonomy places the organism in Eukaryota, Metazoa, Chordata, Mammalia, Rodentia, Bathyergidae.